Pungitius pungitius (ninespine stickleback) is the source of this 2948-nucleotide messenger RNA. Its product is annotated as organic cation/carnitine transporter 2-like. The transcript is spliced from 11 exons. The record is from RefSeq and is a predicted model, not a curated record. Gene Ontology annotation, biological process: quaternary ammonium group transport; transmembrane transport. Gene Ontology annotation, molecular function: quaternary ammonium group transmembrane transporter activity. NCBI's taxonomy places the organism in Eukaryota, Metazoa, Chordata, Actinopteri, Perciformes, Gasterosteidae. Bases 398 to 2113 code for a protein of 571 amino acids. Gene Ontology annotation, cellular component: membrane.
GGAGGAAAGGUGGAGUUUUUUUCUCUUGUCUGGGAUAAAGAAGGUGUGAAGUCUCAUGGAGAAGUUGACAACUGCUGCAACAGGUGUAUUAACAGUAUUUCUAUUUAGAGAGUGAAAUGAAUUUAUUAUUUUUGUUAUAUUAGGAGAAUUGAAUUUGUUUUAGCUGUUGGUGUUUCGCCGAGUGGGAGUUGUUGCACCUUCUAAGGUGACAUUUCUAAUUGUUAUUCUAGAUGUAUUUUUAGUUUCAAACUAUUUGUAGUGCAUUUUUAGGCAACCGGAUUGCCCCUUGCUUCGGGUUGUUAUAGUAUCUUUUAAUGGAUUAAACCAUUGGCUGCACGCUCUCAGUAAAAAAGAAGAAGAAGGCAAACAGAAUCCAGUAUAAGCAGCGCCCGGUGAAAUGCAGGACUACGAGGAGUCCCUGUCGUUUUUGGGGACUUGGGGCCCGUUUCAGAAGAGAGUAUUCUACCUGCUCGGCCUCGCCAUCAUCCCAAGCGGAUACAACCUGCUGUGCGUCAUCUUCCUGCUGGCUGCGCCCCCCCACCACUGCUCCAUCCCCCACCACAGCAACCUGAGCCACGACUGGAUCCAGGCCAGCAUCCCAGUACAGCAGGUGGCCGGGCGGCCGGAGAGAAGCAGCUGUAGCCGGUACGAGCUGGACCAGGUGCAGAACCUGUCGGCAUCGGGAACCACCCUCGGCCUGGACCUGACUCACAACCUGUCAAGUCCGCAGGUCCUCCUCUCCAGCCUGACACAGGAGGGCUGUAGAGAUGGGUGGACCUACAGCACCGAGCACUACCAGUCUACAGUAGUCAGUGAGUUCAACCUGGUGUGCAGCGACCAGUGGAAACAGCCGCUCACCUCUGUUUUCUACUUCCUGGGAGGAUUGCUGGGAUGCUUUGUGUCUGGACAGAUCUCUGACCGGUUUGGCAGGAAGCCCGUGCUGUUUGGGGCCAUCGUCGGCCUCAGCAUCUUCAGCAGCGCGUUGGCCUUCGCUUCCUCCUGGCCCGUCUUCGUCGUGCUCUUCUUCAUGCUGGGCCUGGGUCAGCUCACCUGCUACAUAGUUGUGUUUGUACUGGGCUCAGAGAUCUUGAUGGGUCCAACCAGAGUUAUCUUCUCCAGCCUUUGCUUGCCUUGGGCUUACGUGUUUGGUGAAUUGAUGCUGCCUGUCACUUCCUACCUGCUCAGGAACUGGAGACACUUGUCUCUGGCGAUGGCCGUGCCAGGCUUGGCAUGUGUCCCCCUCUGGUGGCUGAUUCCAGAGUCGCCGCGCUGGUUGGUGUCUCGUGGCCGUGUUCAGGAAGCAGAACUCCUCCUGAGGUCGGCGGCUCUGCAGAACCGGGUGGAGGCGCCGCAUGUCAUCUUUUUCACAGCCAAAGUUGAAAAACCAACGAGUGAGAAGGCAGAGUCGGCCACCUUCCUGGACCUGCUGAGAACACCAAACAUUCGACACAUAACACUUAUUCUUUGGUUCAUAUGGUUUUCCAACAAUGUGUGUUACUUUGGCUUGUCAUUCAACAUGUCCAGCCUCUAUGGGAACCCCUUCCUGAACUACUCCCUGUUGACGGCGGUUGAGCUCCCUGCGUUCGCGGCCUGCUGGCUGGCGGCGCGCCGUCUCCCUCGCCGCCAGUCGUACGUGUGCUUCGUCCUCCUGGGGGCGCUGGCGCUGCUGCUCAUCCAGCUCACUCUGAACAGUCAGCCGGUUCUCACCCUGAUCCUGGUGCUUGUGGGUAAAUUUGGCCUUCUGGCCGGCACCGGGGUGUUAUACACGUACACCAGUGAGCUGUCUCCCACAGUCAUCAGGACCACGGCCAUGUCUACCUGUGCCAUGUUCUCCAGAGUGGGAUCCUCUGUGUCCCCAUACCUGCUGCAGCUGGCUGUUUUCAAUCAGUUCCUCCCGUGGAUCGUUGUGGGCGCCCUGUCGUUGCUCAGCGUUGUGAUCUGCGUCUUCCUGCCGGAGACCUUCAGGCAGCCGCUGCCUGACACCAUCCAGCAGGUGGCGGUCCCACAGCGGUUCAGGUGGCCAUGGGCCUCCACCCUUCCCCCAAAGGAGGGUUGGAAAUCAGCCGAAGACACAACUGCUGCACCUGAGGUCAUCUGCACAACUUGCCUAUAAGACAUAUGACACAAAUGGAUGGAAAACCAAAGCAAUUGAUGAACCCAAAACCUGUUUAAGACUUGUGAACAUUGAGAGUGAUGCAUUCAUGCAGCCAUUCAUCGCUCUGCCGUGAGGCAUCUGACAUUUCAGAUAACGUCCAACUCGGUGGACAACAUGGUGCCCUUUGGUUAUGUAGAAAUGACACACUAACAAAAGUUAAGAAUAGUAUUUUGUAUUUGCUCCAAUAAAUCCCCCAAAUCCUACACAACUUUAAAAUGGAUCACUUUGCCUCAUCUGCCUUAGUCUAGUUUACUAUGUUUCCACUUCGAGAUUCAGAUAUAGGUAAUAUGAAUUUGAAUUUUUUGCACUGUAUAUAAAGAACGUUUUGUUUUGUUUCUACUGCUAUUAUUGAGGAAACAUAUGGAUAUGUAGACUUUAAAUGUAUGGUAAUAAAUAAAUGAAUCAAUCCAAACAGAGUAAUCAAAAUUCUCUGUUUUAUUUAAUGUAUUGUACUAGACUUUUAUAUAUGUAGUGCUUAUUGUUUUAUUUUAAAAUAAAUGUGAUAUGAGAGUACCUUCUCAGUGUAAUGAACAGGAUGGGGAGUGGCCUCUCCGACUAUGGCCAAGUUCCUUCAUGAAACGAAUAGCCACACAAAAUGAAAAAAUAAUAAAAUUAUAUUAGGGGCAGACAACAUUGGCAUAACUGGUUUAAUAAACAGCGACCAUGCACACUAAUACGUUAGUCAAGAUGUAUCUGUGGUCCCUGGACAUAUGUGACAAAGACAUUAAAAUGAUCUAAAGGGGAUGUCUCUGGUAUAUUUCUAUGGUAAAAAACACUAAUUAUAGCAAUAUAG